AUGGCCGCGUCGACCCUGCCCGUUCUCGCUCCUUCGCAGGUUCCCACAGCAUCAGGCCCGUUUAGUCGAGCCGCUCCCAACGGCCAAGCCUUAGGCUUCGAAGCACCAAGAGUCUCCUUGUCGGCCUGCUCUCCAGCGAUGCUCACAACGAACGAGUUCCAGAAUAUCGGCGCGGUCAGCAAGCGCAAGUGGAAGCCAGACGCGUAUCCACACGACCCCGAUGUUCAGUACAGCAACCACCACCUGCACCACGAUGAGGGCGACGAGUCUGCCUCGCGCAAAUUCAAGAACAAGCGAGCCAGUGGACAGCCCGGCCGUUCCAAGGAGACCAAAGCGCACGGCAUUCACGUCGACGAGAUCCCCGGCAUGGCCAAGUCCACCGGGCGGGGGGACUUUGAGUACACUUACCACCCGGCUGGUCAUGAUCUCGUGUCAUACCGGGUGGUCGAGAUGACUCUGGAGGAAAAGCACCUCCGGCUCGUACAUCUCGAGAAUAUCAUACGCGAGCACCUGGGCACCGGCAAGUUCUUUCUUGUUGCGGCUGCCUUGCGCGAUAUUGAUGCCGAAAAGCUGUAUGAACCAGAGAAAACCAUAUAUGUAUACGCCAAGAAUCGGUUUCAAUUCAGCCGCCGAACGACCAACACAUAUCUGUGCUCCGCGAGCGUGUAUGAAUCCAUCAUCGAAGACCCGAGCUUGCCCGUUCCGGCCAACAUCUCACACAUCCGCUCGCUCCACAAGUUUCCGCCGGAAAUUCGGCGGUUCAUCUGGAAGCAGGUCUGCGACUCGGGGCUGACCAUCACCGAGGAGCAUGUUGUUGCCAUGACGGUCAAGUACGAGACGGGAGUCUCCUUCUCGGAUCUCAGCAGCGAGCUCUACACACCCAAGGAGAUCAUCCAGGCAGCAAAGCAGGUUAUUGGAUGCGGUUGUUUUGAUCUCGAUCCAGCAACGUGUCACUUUGCCAACGACCUGCACGCCAACCAGAUUGCGCGAGAGAUCUACGACGAGGCCCUGAACGGACUCAACCGAGCCUGGAAGGGCCAUGUGUGGCUGUCCCCCCCGCAGGGAUGUGACCAGGAGGGCAUCUCGAAGCAGUCCAGAUGGUUCUUUAUGGCCGAGCAAAAGUACCUCGCGGGCGAGAUUACGUCGUGCUUUGUGCUCCUCAAGGUGGAUCUGGGCAACUCGUGGUUUGACGCCGUCACGAACUACCCGCACUGCUUCUUUGCGUCGCGACUGAUCUUUCUCACGCCCACGGGCCGGGAGAAGAUCCUACAGGACGAGUCCCAUGUGAUUGUGUAUCUUGGCCAGAAUGUCGAUGGCUUUUGUGUCAACUUUGGUCCACUCGGGACCAUCCCGGGAUACAAUUCCUGGUCAUACAAAUUCACAGACGCAAUGACUGGCAUCUCGGUUGACCAGCAGACGUCACCUCAGUCUGCGCACGAUCACCAGCAGUUUUGCAGCAGCAACGGCAAUGGCGUUGGAGGCAGCCAAACCAAGGGCAACCACAGUGCAAACCAGCACCAUGCGCAAAGCCACAGCCAUGGCCACGACCACGGACAUGCCCCAGCAGACCAUCGCGACUACGAAAUGCAAGUUCUGAUCUCGCCUCUGGUGCCCUCGUCUCAGACCCAGCCUGCAGAUGAAUACUCGUACUCACUGCCGCACCUCGGAUCGCAAGUGUCCACACCAUUCAACUCAACAUCGUAUCUGAUCGAGUACAACUCAUCAUACCCCUCUUCUGGAUUCCCUCUCGAGGAUUACCCGAUGCCCAAGAGCAAGGCCAAGCCAAGUGUGAUGAACAUGAGCAACCUGAACGACGCCCCCAACUCGUCGUACCAAGGAUCCCUCGGACUGUUACUUCCACCCCCAUCUUCAUCGUUCCACCAUGGCAUCGAGGGCGCCGCCAUGGAGCCCCCCAAGACGCUUCUGCUGCCCACACAAAUGCACGAGUACAAUGGCGGCGGAUACCAGGGCCUUUCGCCGGUCGACUUUGGCGAGCCUCGCCACGGGCUCUACAAGAUGCCAUACGGCGACGGAGCUGAGAUGCGGGGACAGGUUCAGAGCAAUCCAUGCGACUACGGACCUGUCCAGAGCAACGUCCUACCGACCGGCGGCAGUGGCGGCAGCAACGGCAGCGGAUCAGGACCACUCCACUGCGACUACCAUGGAGGCUAUCCGCCACUCUAUGAGCCAGGAAUCCAAAUGUAUGGCAGCUCGAUAGAGUCAAACAACCCAGCAUCCGACGAUGUCAAGGAGAUCAUCAAGCGGGCACUGAAUAUCUAGAAACACUCGUUCCAGGGAGAGCAGUUUGAAAUCUGUGGCCAUCACUGAGCGAUAGACUCGGCCAGCCAAGUCGUGUGUUGAGGAUUCAAGCCGACCGGCCCUCGCCGAGACACUCCUCGAACCAAUCGUGGAGUCUGCUGCCAUCUGCCGCUCGCAACUGAAACUAGGAACCUACGCUAUCCCUUCUUGCUGUGCUGCUGCAUGAGCGGCAUCGUAGCACGGCUAUGCUCUUUGCUGCUCCGUUUGAGACUGCUUCCAUCCAUUUACCGGGUGGUCGGCAUGGGUCUCGAUCUUGGUUGUAUAUACUUUGAGCCGUGAGACUGGAGACUGGAGACUGGAUACUGGAGACUGGAGAUUCGGCUUGGAGAUGCACGCUUUACAGGACCAUAGGCGGGAUAGAUCUGCUACAAAAUGAGGAGAGGCCAAGGGGGAGGGAGAUACUGGAGAUACGGGCUGACACUGAUCAAUCGAUUCGAAAUACAAC
Molecule: messenger RNA, 2764 nt
Organism: Polychytrium aggregatum
Lineage: Eukaryota; Fungi; Chytridiomycota; Chytridiomycetes; Polychytriales
Exons: 7
Coding region: 1-2280 (759 amino acids)
Source: RefSeq, a predicted model, not a curated record